Geodia barretti is the source of this 2098-nucleotide messenger RNA. The record is from the annotation of a GenBank genome assembly. NCBI's taxonomy places the organism in Eukaryota, Metazoa, Porifera, Demospongiae, Tetractinellida, Geodiidae.
UCUCCAUCUUCUCCCCCUCCUCCCGUUUCCCCUCAAACCCAAGCCCUGUGAAUAUCUUAUCUUCCCCCUCUGCUGUCUGGAUUUCCUCAGUCAACUGCUCUGAAUCAGACUUCUCUGUUUCCCCUUCCUUUUCUGUUUCUUCCACUUUCUCAGUUGCCGCUAGCUGACUGGGAUAUAGAACAUCAGCCUCACUAAGUAUAACGAGGUUCUUUAGGGCAAAGGCUCCAUAGAGUGCCACAGUAGAGGACUGGAGAGAGCACACUAGGUCAGGUUCGGUACACACUGACUCCUCUUUCUCGCUUUGACUGCUGCAUGGUUGAGCCGGAGACGAAUGGAGAUGGAUAUCGCACGAUACCAGUUGUACGUUGCAAUCGGUGGCUUAGAUUCUGACGGUUCCUCAUUUCCGUUGGUUGAGGCCGAAUGAGCACUCUGAAGUGUCAUCGUGACCAGGUUUAGCUGAUGCUCUGUCUCGCUGUACGAGGCUGAAAGGAUACUGAACGGCUCUUCCUCGGGAAGUUUCAACUCCUCCAGUAACUUCCAAAGCUCCUCGUUCUCGUCACUUGGAUCAUCUCCACCGGCUCCACGAGGGGGGUGUGCAGGAGGUUGACUGACGAGCUGGCUCCAGUGGUAAAGAGACAGAGGUGAGAGGUUAUGAACAGCACGGAAGGAUUGAUGACUGGGGGAGAGCAGACCCUCUCUUGCAGGAAACUGGAACACGGUGUUCACCUUUACACCUUGAGAACCAAAAUAUCUUCCUCUUAAGAUGGCCCCGUUGCUGGUGCACCAGUAGACGCUGUCUCCGUCCCAAGGGUCAGUGGCGAGAUGGUUGUGGAGGGUGAAGGCUCGGACAUGCUGGUAGCCCAAAUCGUCUCCCUUGAGUCGCGCUACGCUCACGUCCUCGGCAAACGACUGCGUCACGCAGGUCAGGGUCCUCCUGCCAAGCCUGUAGCCCUCGAAGUGGGCGUUCAGCUUGUCUCGGUCCGGCCUGAAGGUCAUGAGUACGGUCAGCUCUUCUCUUCUCUAUACACACACACACGAUCGAUCGACGACAUGCACGCGACUCUACGCAUGCGCAAACGUACGGGAGGACUCAGCAAAAACGAGACCGCGAUGGCUCAAGCUCUGGCUGAACAUUACUCGUCGCUCUCUCCAGCUAGUUUCCUGGAAAGAACGGCUGCUUGGAGAGAUGAAGACCCGCUCGUAGAUCUCCCUCUGAUGUCGGAAAGCGCACACCCACGGAGAUUCGCCGUUCCUCCAGGGAUCGAGCCAGUGGAGUUUCUUCAGCGGUUCUCCUCCGGCGAGGGCGGAGUAAAGAUUGAGUUUGCCCACGGAACCACGACGCUGGCUUUCAAGUUCCAGCAUGGCGUGAUAGUAGCUGUAGACUCACGGGCCACGGCUGGCUCGUGGAUCGCGUCUCAGACGGUGAAAAAGGUGAUCGAGAUCAAUCCAUACCUGCUGGGGACGAUGGCUGGUGGGGCAGCCGACUGUGCCUACUGGGAGAGGCAACUGGCAUUUAGCUGCAGAGUGUAUGAGCUACGAAACGGGGAGAGGAUAUCAGUAGCUGCAGCCUCGAAGAUUCUCUCCAACAUGGUGUACCGCUACAAGGGAAUGGGUCUGUCUAUGGGGACUAUGAUCUGUGGAUGGGACAAAAAGGGUCCUGGACUGUACUAUGUGGACUCAGAUGGGACGCGCCUCACCCACCACAUGUUUAGUGUUGGCUCUGGCUCCACGUAUGCCUAUGGUGUGCUGGACAGCAGCUACAGCUAUGACAUGUCAGUGGAGGAGGCCAGGGACCUGGGGAAGAGGGCCAUCUACCACGCCACUCACAGAGACGCCUACAGCGGAGGAGUAGUCAACUUGUACCACAUGAUGGAGACAGGAUGGGUGAAGGUCUCACAGACUGACGUGAAGGAACUCCACUAUCAGUAUCAAGACGAGAAGAAACUCCCAUAGCCACUCACACACUGCUCUACUCUACUGUUUAAUCUAUGGUAUAGCUAGAUACUGCUGUCAUGAUAUCAUAAUGGGUUUGAGCACAUACUUAGUCAUUGGCAGGCAACUUAUAAUAUUAUAUUAUAGCCUCGUUCUCAGGGCUUCC